Urocitellus parryii (Arctic ground squirrel) is the source of this 4445-nucleotide messenger RNA. It is a transcript of the gene Fbxl2, whose product is annotated as F-box and leucine rich repeat protein 2. Gene Ontology annotation, molecular function: protein binding. Gene Ontology annotation, cellular component: cytoplasm. The record is from RefSeq and is a predicted model, not a curated record. NCBI's taxonomy places the organism in Eukaryota, Metazoa, Chordata, Mammalia, Rodentia, Sciuridae.
GGCGYCGUGUGACUCCGGGCUGUGGGCGCGCUCGCGGUCGUUCGGCCAUGGUUUUCUCAAAUAGUGAUGAAGGCCUUAUUAACAAAAAGUUGCCCAAAGAACUUCUCUUAAGAAUAUUUUCCUUCUUGGACAUAGUAACUUUGUGCCGAUGUGCACAGAUUUCCAAGGCUUGGAACAUCUUAGCCCUGGAUGGAAGCAACUGGCAAAGAAUAGAUCUUUUUAACUUUCAAACAGACGUAGAGGGUCGAGUGGUAGAAAAUAUCUCGAAGCGAUGUGGUGGAUUCCUGAGGAAGCUCAGCUUACGAGGCUGCAUUGGUGUUGGGGAUUCCUCUUUGAAGACCUUUGCACAGAACUGCCGAAACAUUGAACAUUUAAACCUCAAUGGGUGCACAAAAAUCACUGACAGCACGUGUUAUAGCCUUAGCAGAUUCUGUUCCAAGCUGAAACACCUGGACCUGACCUCCUGUGUGUCUAUUACAAACAGCUCCUUAAAGGGCAUCAGUGAGGGCUGCCGAAAUCUGGAGUAUCUGAACCUCUCUUGGUGUGAUCAGAUCACAAAGGAUGGCAUCGAGGCACUGGUACGGGGUUGUCAAGGCCUAAAAGCCCUGCUCCUGAGGGGCUGCACACAGUUAGAAGAUGAAGCUCUGAAGCACAUUCAGAAUUACUGCCAUGAGCUUGUGAGCCUCAACUUACAGUCCUGCUCACGCAUCACGGAUGAAGGCGUGGUGCAGAUAUGCAGGGGCUGCCACCGGCUGCAGGCCCUCUGCCUUUCGGGUUGCAGCAACCUCACUGAUGCGUCUCUUACAGCCCUGGGUCUGAACUGCCCAAGACUGCAAAUUUUGGAGGCUGCCCGAUGCUCCCAUUUGACUGAUGCAGGCUUUACACUUUUAGCUCGGAAUUGCCAUGACCUGGAGAAGAUGGAUCUGGAAGAAUGCAUCCUGAUAACCGACAGCACGCUCAUCCAGCUCUCCAUUCACUGUCCUAAGCUACAAGCCCUGAGCCUUUCUCACUGUGAGCUCAUCACGGAUGAUGGGAUCCUGCACCUGAGCAACAGCACCUGUGGUCAUGAGAGGCUGCGGGUACUAGAGUUGGACAACUGUCUUCUCAUCACUGACGUGGCUCUGGAACAUCUAGAAAACUGCCGUGGCUUGGAGCGCCUUGAGCUGUAUGACUGCCAGCAGGUCACUCGAGCAGGCAUCAAGCGGAUGCGGGCUCAGCUCCCUCAUGUCAAAGUCCAUGCCUACUUUGCUCCUGUCACCCCACCAACAGCAGUGGCAGGAAGUGGACAGCGACUGUGUAGGUGCUGUGUUAUUCUCUGACAGCCCACUGCUCAGGCCCAAGGGGUGAUGAGGUGUCUCUUCUUGUAGAGAAGACCAGUCUUCAUGAUUACUCCAUCAUUACCCAAAUCUCUUGCUUCUCCACUGGGAAAGGCAUUUACAGGUAAAAGCCUUCAGUAUGGACUGGAGUAACUCUGGUGAUAGUGUUUCACCUUUAUUUUGCUGUGAUGCAAUCAAAACUUUGUGUCCAUUAACACGUGGCAAGAGUGGUCUUGAUGCAGCCAAGAUCACACAAGAAACCUGGAUCCCUUAUGAGGUGGGUACCAAUCUCUGUACAAAAGUCCUACCCUUGGCUUUAUCAGCAUUCCUCAAACAGACCAUCAGUGUUAGCACAAACUGAGCAGAAAAAUAUAACCUGUUGAUUUUCUACCUGAUCCUUAAGCCAGUGGCCUACUUUAAUCCACAGUAAUUGCAUUUUGAUUAGCUGGACUUUUCACUUUGAAGAUUAAAUAGCAAUUUUAUCAAAGUGACUGUAAUGCAAAUUCACAAUACCCAAAUAGUUUUAUAUGUAGAAACUUAUGUGGAAGGCAUGAUAAUAGGUUUCCAUGAGACACCAAAGAAAUGAGGACUCUAAACUGGGUGAAGCAGGGUCUUCACCUUUGUUAUCAGCCUGUCAUAUCCACCUCCAGGAACCAAAACAAAACAAAAGCAACUCAGUUUGUGUUGCCUGAUUGGAAAUUACAAGCUCUGGCAUAUGCUACAGCACAUAAUGCAUUUUUAUUAUAGGGAAUAAAGCUAAUUAUUCCAUACUUCUCACCAAAUAUGGGGGAUCUAAAGAAACAGGAAUUAAGGCUUAAGUUAUCUCUAGUAUACUAUUAAAAACAAUGAAUGGAUGCAUGUAGAAUGGAUGUGAUUUUUUUUUUAUUUUUAAAUUUUAGAAAUCAGGUUACACCAAAACUAUUCAAAAAUUUUACACACUUAAAACUCAGAAAAGUGUUGGCACCUUUUGGACUCACAAUAUAAAAAUGAAUAAACCAUUGCAAUACUUAAUUCAGAGGGUUUUAUUGCUAUUUUCUGGCACAUAAAUCUGAGUAAAACCGUUUUCCAAAUUCAGACCUCCUAAUGUUACCUGAAAUAAGAUAUGAUGCUAUAACUGAGUCCUGCUCUGCACUGUCCACAUUUGUGAUCUUUAUUGAAGAUUAGGAACCCAUUACCACCUUCACUGUGAACUCAAGUGUUAAUGGCAGCUGAUCCUUGCAACCACUUYUUAGAAUUCAUGAGAAAUAAAAACAAAAAUGCUUUCUAUGCUUUUAUAGACAAUGAUAAAAGCAUUUUUAAGGGGACAAAUGCCUCAGCUGCAUUCAAAGAUGGCAGAUAAACAUAUACCCCCCAUAAAUUGACUUAGCAAGAUUGAGUAAGCAUUAAAGUACUAUUUUAUUGCUUUUUGAUAAACUCCAGUAUUUCCUGGUUAUAUGAAUGCCACAGCAGUUAUAUUUGCGCCACUGUUAGGGAAGGAGGACAUAACUGAUGAAGCCAUUUAAGUGAACAAAUGAGCAUGUAACAAACUUGUUAAAAUGAUUAGUUUGUAUUAAAUUUAAUUGGUAGAGUGCUUUACCUGGCCAUGUGUGAGGCCCUGAAUUUAAUCCCCAGCACUGGAGAAGAUUUUUUUUUCUAAUGACCAGAGACUGCCAUAYAUUCUCUCUUUGAGUUAGGAUACAACCUCUCACUGCUAUUGGACUUGAUGCUAAACGAUCCAUGACCUCAUUUAUAAAAAUAGAGGGUUACCUCAAGUGAGAAAACCAGGUUUGCUUCCUCUGUAAAGAACAGUUUGUAGAAUAACCUGUCCUUAGUUUUGAGGGGAAAAAACCUACAAGAGCUUAGCCUCUUACAAUAUUUGUUCUGAGGUAUGCUCAGGACAGUGGCUCCCUUGGUUCUAUGACUCUACUUGAGAUGAAACUAGCAAGGUGAAAGUCAACUUGAAGUGAAACUAGCAAGAACUGACAUUUUAAAUGAGACACGUUUGCAAAACAAUCGGAAAACAUUUAUUGUACUGAAAUGUGUACAUCCUACUAUUAAAAAAACAAAGUAGCAAAUUUGCUGGUGCCAUAAUUUAUUUAACCUGUUUUACUGGGACAGACUAACGGUCAAUGCCACUCAGUAUUAAUUUCAAGUUUGAUGAGCUUGUAUUUUAUCCCACUUUUCUAAAACCUGAUGAAUUCAAAAUAGCACACAGCAUUAAAUGACAUUUAUUGUUCCAUAAAUCAUGAGACCCAAAGGAAUGCUAAAUAGACAAGCAAAACUCUAAAACAACUGAGAAGCUUACUUCUUUCAAGAACCAAGUGACUGGUACAGAAAACAUGUGGUCACACAAAAGCAAAGGGGAGAAGGACAGAAAAGAAAACUCUCUUCCUACAUGGUCUAUAGGAGUAACAGAUAUUUCUGAACUAAGAUGAAAAUAUUCAGACAGUGCUUCUUUGUAGCAAAUAAUUAACCCCUUUAUGAAUAAACCAAAAUGUCAAAGCUUUCACCUAGUGAAGUCAUUUGUCUUCUGGGAGAGAUUUCAAACUUACAAUUAAUCAUUCCUAUUUCCACCUGAACAAAGACGAAGCUCAAAUGGUACAUUCAAAGCCAAAAGAGCUUAAUAAACAGAGAUGCUGUAAUUAAAAAGUUUAAAAAUUCAGUCUGAUACACCAUAGGCCUCAAAAAAUGCUCAAUGAAUUCUGGGAAGGCUCUGAGUGAAGGGAGGAGCAAAAGAAGAAACUAGUGGAUUCCCUUUGGUGGGGGGGGGGGAGUAUGCUAGCACACUUUUUAUGAAAGAUGCAUACUUUAAGAAAAAGCCAUUGUGUGGUUAUUAAAAACCUCUCAAUCAGAAUGUUUAUUCAUGAUUGUACUGAAGCUCAAUAUCUGACAAGAGACCAAGGGAUUUUUUUUUUUUUGGUAMAUUUUAGUGUUAGAUUUAUGAUAUCUAGUGUUUCCAUGAAAAAUCUCAUCUUGUUCAUAACAAAGAUCCCAUAACACCAACUCAGAAGCUACCAACAAUAAAACUUUGUGCCUCCUACCUAUGUCACCUAUUUCCAAUGUCUAGGGCAGGUCUUUAAAAAUGCUCAGGAGUAAGGGGGUGGAGAAAUAAGAAGGAAACAAGACAGAAAACCACGAGUUUAAAGGCAA